UCAAAAGGAAAAGAAAGCAAAAGGAGAGACAAUGGAAGCGGAAACAGAGCAAAACGACAACGCUACUAGCCAAAACGACACUUCAUGGAGCUCUACAACGAACUGGAUCAUCGCUGAUGGCUCUCUCGUAAACUCAAUUACUUUCGAGUCCAGUUUGUCUCCGACCAUUGACGGCGACGAUGAUAAUCAAAACUCUGACGAAAAUCAGACUUCUAAAUCUCCUCUUGUUCUGUACCCUCCCUCACCUGAUCAAACGCCCUGCGAGAUCACAAUUAAUUUUGCACGAAAACAUGAGGUGCAGCAGGUUUAUGUGCGGAGUACAGCUCGAGUGUACGAGAUAUAUUAUGCUUCUAAUCUUCAGAGUAGCAAUGAAUAUCUUUGCACUGUUCGCUGUGGUGUUGCUACUAGAGAUGAAGAAGUGCUUCACACCCCUGAUAUCGGUGAAGUUACUUUGACAAAUCAGGAGGGAGAUGGUAAAGAGUCGGAUGAAAAGAGAACCAAAGGUGAGAGUAGUUCGAGCACCAAUGAAGAUGGCUGGGUUGAAGUGAAAGAUUUUGAUUCUCCUCGAUUUGAUAAUGGAAAUUCUCCGCCGGCAAAUUCUGGUGCAAAGACAGGAGGGAGCAUAAUGGAUUUUUAUGAGGCUACGGCGCAGAUCACUGAUGCAGACCCCUGCAUGUCCAUUACAGUCAGGCUGCUGUCACUUCAGAAUAAAGGAUGUGUGUUUGUUGAUGAGAUCUAUGUGUUUGGUGAUCCUGUCGAGCCAGCUGAUUCAGAAAAUGUAACAAGUCAGACUGGAAACCGUGAUGGCAGUUCUCUUAUGGCCAUGUUUGUGCCUACCCUUUUGCAGUUAUCUAAAGCAAGAAGUGUGGGCCGGAUACAAGAUGAUCGUAUUUUAGAUGCGAAGGAAAAGCAGAAAAUGCAAGAAAUUAGCUCACAAGCUACUGAUUUAACUAAUUCUGCAAACAAAAUUCAGCAGGAAGUAAAGUUGCAGGAAACAGUUGGCUCGGCAGCGAUAGCAUCCCAGAUUGAGAUGCCUUCUCGACUUUCGGAUGGAGAAAGCAAGCCUGACUUAUCAAGUAGUCAUGAUGGAAAAGUCCUGGACCAUCUUGUUUUUCGCGUGAGCAGAAUAGAAGAUCUCCUUUUGAGGUUUGAAGAACGUAUGCUAAAGCCUUUAAAUAGCAUUGAAGCAAGGCUCCAGCAUGUAGAACAGCAGAUUGAAGAACUCAACAAGAAGCCCCAGAAUUCCGAAUUGCGGUGUUGUACAAGAUUUUCUGCUCCAGAGUUUUCUUGCCACGAGUUGGAUGAUUUCUUAGAUAAUAAUGAAAAUAAUAUGCCCGUGUCAGAUGAGAAGGGUUCUCCUUUAUGUAUCCCAUCUGAGGAUGGAGCAGAUUUGGCAAAUGCUAGUCAGUCUCCCUCAAGUCCUGUAGUCACUGCUCCUGACAUUUCACAUGCUGCUGAUGAGGAAGAAGAUGAUGAACUGGAAGCAGUGGCAGAGUCUUCAAAAGAGGAACCAAAACGUAUUUUAUCAGUUGAUGAUGCUUUAGCAUCUGCACUUGCAGGACUAUUGUCUUCAACAUCAGCUGAACCUCAGAAAUAUACGCAAGCUCUUGCUAUUAAAGCUCCUGAUUUUUCUUCUGAGGAAGAUAGCAACAGUGGCAAAAAAGCUUCACGAGAAAUUAAAGAUGGAAUAGCCACUGAUCCUCCAAUCCACUACACUGUAACUGAUGAGACAGAAUGCAUAAAUGAUUCGGUGUCAACUUCUUCAAAUAUUCACUUUUCAGAGAGUGAAUUGGAGGUGAUUAAAUCUUUUGACGAUCACUACUUGGAGGAUACUGAGGAAUCGGUUGAUGAGAAAUGCUGGUUCAAUGAGGAAGGAAAAGAUGAUUCACAGGCCAGGGGUAUCCAGGAUGCAGCUGCUUCAGCUGGGCAAGAGAUUACAGAGAUUGAUUUGCAUCAGAUAACGGAGGACAUAGAAGGUUUAGAAGUUAUCAACCGAUUAAGCAACACUUCUGUUCUUGAUGAUUGUGAGGCUGUGAACCAAUUUCUUGACAAUCAGAUGGAUGAUGGCUCAGAUUCUACCCAGGAUGUAGCUUUUGUGAACUCUGAAUUUACCACUACUACAGAAGUCAAGGAUGAAGAAUCUGACAAAGCAAUUCUGCAGAACAUUCUUGAAUUUCCAUGUGCUUCUUCCAUUGUAGAUUUUAAAAUACCAAUCCUGGAUGUUAAGUUUGUUUCUCAGGAUAUUUCCCAUACCAGGUCUCUUCUUGAAGCCUUUUUGGCGGACAUCCCUGAUUCUAGCGAUGAAGCUCGUGCUACUGAAAAGGAUAAUGGUUCUCAAGUUGGCGAGCAAUGUAACUUGAUUUCAGUGGAUGAUUAUGAAUCGACAAUUCCAACAAGCACUAACCGUUUCUCUGUGGAUGUGGACUACUGCAGUUUAGGAGAGAUACCAUUAACCGUUGAGGAUGAAGGACUGCGGGAAUAUUAUACAAGCAACAAAGGAGAGUGUGGGGUGGGACUCAUAUAAAUCGACUCUUGUUUGUUUAUAACUGAUAUGGUCAUCUGUGUGCUUGCAGCCAGGUACGAAAGCUGUGGAAAUAGGCAUAACCUAACUGAAAAUGUUAGGUUGUAUAUAAAUAAUCUGGUUUAGACUUAGCAAAGCUUUGUGUUCAUUGAAAGUAGCAUUGUUCCAGAUUGAGAUUGUUAUCCUUCAUAUGCUUAAACUAGCUUAAUAGCAACAGAUUGAUGAUUGCAGUUUGGCGAUUUUAUUAAUUGUCCAUGGCCUUUUUUAUCUUCA
This is a messenger RNA of Pistacia vera, 2794 nucleotides long. RefSeq lists its product as uncharacterized. Lineage: Eukaryota; Viridiplantae; Streptophyta; Magnoliopsida; Sapindales; Anacardiaceae. The record is from RefSeq and is a predicted model, not a curated record. The transcript is spliced from 3 exons. The coding region runs from base 32 to 2524 and encodes 830 amino acids.